CGCGCCCACACCGCCUCACAACGAAACGCAAUAUCGCCCUGCCCCUUCCUCUUCCUCGUCGACGCGCAGGCCCCUGGGAAAAAGAAAAACUUCUCCGUUGGAGGAAAGUCGCGUGCCGUCUCGCCCACAGGAAUUGUUUCAUCUUCGGUUGGUAGGAUUCUUCGGCUAUGGUUUGAUUUGCGCGUCCGCCUCCGUGUGCGACGUAAUCGUCGUGGUGGGUGUCUAGUUUAGAGGAGGCGGUUGACUUUCCGUUCAAUUUUUUGUGGUGAUUUGCGCCGGCGUGUGAAUUUAUAGAUUGGGGACCAGACCGGUGCAGGGAAGGUGAUUGGUCUUUUGGAUUCGAACAGCACAAAGGGGAGCAGGUGAUUCGAUGGAUAAUGAUCAAAAUGAAUGCAUUGAGGCCUCUGCUGGCUACCACCGGCCGCCCUAUGAGACCCAUGUCUUGUCAUUGGAAGAUCCUCGAAGCCCGUUGGCAGCAAUGGCACAAGAGAGCUGGAAGGAGUCUGAGGAGACUGUCCAAACACCUGAGGCACCAAUAUUGUGUGUAAACAACUGCGGCUUCUUCGGUAGCAGCAUGACGAACAACAUGUGCUCCAAGUGCUACAGGGACUUCAUUAAGGCCACGACAAUGGCUGCCCCUGUAGUGGAGAAGGUGUUCUCAGUGGCAUCAUCUUCCAGUGUGACCUUGGAGCAAGCAAAGGCAGAUGAAGUACCAGCCGUGGCUGUAGCUGAUAGCCAAGCAGCACAGGAGCCUCCAAAGCCGCCCAGCAACAGAUGUCUUUCAUGCCGCAAGAAGGUAGGCUUGACCGGUUUCCAGUGCCGGUGCGGGGGAACAUUCUGCUCCAUGCACCGCUACGCUGACUCCCACGAAUGCACUUUCGACUACAAGAAGGCUGGCCGGGAGCAGAUUGCCAAGCAGAACCCUGUUGUGAUAGCCGAGAAGAUCAACAAGAUAUGAUUGAUAAUCACACUGGGUUCAUUUGCUUGCUAUUCGUGGUGGUGCCGGAUUCGUCUUUACUUGAAUCAGUAGGUUUCUUCUGGUCUGGACUAGGUUGCUAGGGUCUCAAUUGUGUCUAUCCUUCUCCUUCAUGGUUCGCUUCUCUCCAUUAAGAAUGAAAUGAAAUAAUGUAAAUAUAUAAAAUUCUAUUGUUUUA
This is a messenger RNA of Triticum urartu, 1154 nucleotides long. The record is from RefSeq and is a predicted model, not a curated record. Lineage: Eukaryota; Viridiplantae; Streptophyta; Magnoliopsida; Poales; Poaceae.